CUUCUAUUCACUGACAUAUAGCAUUACCCAUGAGUGGAAACUAUAAUAGACGUGGCCCCGCCAGAGGUGCACCAAGAGGUCCCUACUCGCAAAGACCGUCUAACGGAUUCCGUGGCGGUAGGGGCAGAUAUCAAGGGAACUAUGCAAAUGACAAGCCAUACAAUAUGCCAAACAGAAACCAGUAUAACAAUCAGUAUAGUGGGAACUUCAAUGAGCAAUAUAACUAUCAUCGUUCCAACCAAAAUUCACCUCAAUACUCUUACCAACGUGGCGCUCGUGGACAACAACCGCCAUAUUCAAGAAAUAAUAUUAGUACAGGCCAAUACACACAGACAUAUAAUCCCCAGGGACCAAAUAAUACUAACGGACACAAUGUAUCGUAUGAUAGUCAUCAGCACUUACCACCUCAGAUCUACCAGAACCAAACCCGCAUACUCCUGAACAGAUCAUAGAUGAACCUGAAAUCACUGUUGAUGACGAAGCCGCUAAGUUAUUGAAGUUGUUAGGCGGCAAGAACAAAAAAGAGGUUCCGGAACAUGAAUUUUCUACUGAACCG
Molecule: messenger RNA, 556 nt
Organism: Pichia membranifaciens NRRL Y-2026
Lineage: Eukaryota; Fungi; Ascomycota; Pichiomycetes; Pichiales; Pichiaceae
Exons: 2
Coding region: 30-452 (140 amino acids)
Source: RefSeq, a predicted model, not a curated record